Pseudopipra pipra is the source of this 492-nucleotide messenger RNA. It is a transcript of the gene SLC2A8, whose product is annotated as solute carrier family 2 member 8. The record is from RefSeq and is a predicted model, not a curated record. Bases 1 to 492 code for a protein of 163 amino acids. The transcript is spliced from 2 exons. Lineage: Eukaryota; Metazoa; Chordata; Aves; Passeriformes; Pipridae.
AUGACACUCGCCAACAGUGAGGGUACCAGGCUGAGACCCUGCGGGUGCCCGGAGCUCCCAGCGCAGCGCGGGGUCCCCGCCCGGCCCGCGCCCGCUCUGCCGCUCGUCCCACUCACCUGCUCCCGGCUGCCCUCGCUGUCGGACGCUCGUCUGACCCGCUCCUCCGUUUGCCCCUCGCCCGGCUCCUCCCGGCCCGGACCCCGCGGGGCGGCCCCGAGCCAUGUCCCGGGCGGGCUGACACCCCCGGGGCCGGGCACCGCACCGGGCGGGGGUCCCGCGGCGGGCCCGGGCAGCACCACCGGGGGUCACGGCGCGGAGCAGCCCGCGGGGCCGCGGGGAGCGGCAGCCCCGGCCCCCCCCACCCCGCACUUACCGGCGUCGCCGCCGCCGCUCCGGGGCCGGGCCGGGGCCGCGCAGCCGCUUCCGGGUCCGGGCCGGCGGGACGGGCGCGGGGCCGCGCGCGACCCGGAAGCGCCGCGGCUGCGGAAGUGA